UGCGGAGGCAGAAGGGGCUCCCCUUAGAAGGGGGGCGGGCCAGGGGCUGAGUGAGGGGAGGACGGCAGAGCAGGGCCAGCAGCUCCCGCGACCGACCGGGAGCCAGGCCUGGGGAGAGGAGGCCUGGGCCGAGGAGCGGGUGGCGCAGGCCCGGAGGCAGGCGCGGCGCCCGGCUCGGCGGGGCACGUCCCGCCGCCGUGAGGACGCCCACCCCUCCCGGCGCCGGAGGACCCGCGCCCGCCCGCGGGCCCCUUGCUCGGGUCCCCGCCCCGCCCCGCCCUCCCGCCGGAUCUCCCGCCCCGGGCCCGCCCCGGCAGCCCGGCUCCCGCCCCUGCGCGCCAUUCCCCGCUGCUCCCGGCCAUGGCGGGCCUGGUGGCGCGACCCGCCAAGGGCUACCGGGUGGUGCUGCUCGGGAGCGUGGCCGUGGGCAAGACGGCGCUGGCCACGCAGUUCGCGUGCGGCCGCUUCCCCGAGCAGUGCGAGCCGUCGGUGGAGGAGCUCUUCAGCAAGGUGAUCGAGGUGAACGCGGCGCCCGCGCUGCUGGAGAUCGUGGACACGGUGGGCGCCGAGCACCUGGUCACCCUCAAGGACCUCUACAUCAAGAACAGCGACGGCUUCGUGGUGCUCUACAGCGUGUGCAGCGAGGCCUCGUUCGAGGCGGUGCGGCCGCUGCGCGAGCGCAUGGGCCGGCUGCGGGGCCCCAAGGCGGUGCCGCUGGUGCUGGUGGGCACCAAGGCCGACCUGGACGCCCAGCGCCAGGUGCUGACGGCGCGGGGCCGCGCGCUGGCCCGCGAGUGGCGGUGCCCGUUCCUGGAGGUCACGGCCAAGAGCAAACUGAUGGUGGACCAGGUGUUCACGCAGGUGGUGCGCGAGAUGGAGGCCCUGGCCCCGCCGCAGGCCGAGGUGGCGGACGCCCGCCCCAGUGCCCAGGAUACGUGGCCAUCGGAAAGAUUCAUUGGCUGACGUGCGCGGGUGACUUUUUAACCUGCUCUCCGCUUUCGAGCUCAGGAUUGCUACCCAGUGCCUUUUUAAAGAAAGUUACCGAGCUGAAAACAAGUGCUGACUUCUGCGUGGCAACGCUGAUCGGUGCUUCAAGCUGUCUGCAGAUCUUUCUUCACUAUUAGGUGAAAACUCUGUUUCUCUCUGACAGUGCUGUGAGAAGAAACUAUAACAGCAUUCUUUUUUUCCGUGUAUGGAGAGAGCGCCGCGCUGUUCUUCAGGUGGAACCUGCUAAUGGACGUUGUGUGCACGUGUGUAUGUGACAGUCAACACCUUCUGAGUGUCAUUCGAUAUUUGCAUUGACUGAGGAGCACGAAUUGACGAGCUUAAGCUUUGAUUCCAUGAGGUUUCCAUGUGUUUCCCUCUCCUUCACUGCACUGAAUUGCAGCAGUAAUAUUUUCCUCUGUGUAUUUCUAAAUAUAGGUAUGACAUACAUAGCACUGGUUUGAAAAGGGAUAUUGUGUACCCCGGCAGAACAACUGUGUGCUGGCAAAGAUAGCUCAGCUCUGUCUUUUUGUAACUGACAUCUACUCCAUUUCUGCAUCUGUAAAUUGAGUGAAAAUAAAAUUACUUUAGAAGUCGA
This is a messenger RNA of Cynocephalus volans (Philippine flying lemur), 1582 nucleotides long. RefSeq names its product ras-related protein Rap-2c-like. Gene Ontology annotation, cellular component: plasma membrane. The record is from RefSeq and is a predicted model, not a curated record. Gene Ontology annotation, molecular function: GTPase activity; GDP binding; GTP binding. NCBI's taxonomy places the organism in Eukaryota, Metazoa, Chordata, Mammalia, Dermoptera, Cynocephalidae. The transcript has a single exon. The coding region runs from base 361 to 963 and encodes 200 amino acids. Gene Ontology annotation, biological process: Rap protein signal transduction; negative regulation of cell migration.